Plodia interpunctella (Indianmeal moth) is the source of this 3121-nucleotide messenger RNA. It is a transcript of the gene CngB, whose product is annotated as Cyclic nucleotide-gated ion channel subunit B. Gene Ontology annotation, cellular component: plasma membrane; intracellular cyclic nucleotide activated cation channel complex. The coding region runs from base 243 to 2324 and encodes 693 amino acids. Gene Ontology annotation, molecular function: intracellularly cGMP-activated cation channel activity; cGMP binding; intracellularly cAMP-activated cation channel activity. Gene Ontology annotation, biological process: monoatomic cation transmembrane transport. The record is from RefSeq and is a predicted model, not a curated record. The transcript has 15 exons. NCBI's taxonomy places the organism in Eukaryota, Metazoa, Arthropoda, Insecta, Lepidoptera, Pyralidae.
GGGAACUGCCGCGUAAGUCGCGCCGCGCGUCAAUUGUUUUUCUUGCGCACUUUCCCGCCAAAUGUUUUCAAGUUUUAAUAAUUAAUUACAAAAAUUAUUCAAUAAUAAUUAAAUUCUAUAAUUCAUUAUAAUGACGGUUAAAUUUUGAGAAAUUGAUUAACUACCUACUAUAUAUAUAUAAGUUUUUUAAAGUCACAAAUUUUCGUAUAAUUGGAACUUCUUAUAUUAAAUUGAUAAUACUUAUGAGCACUGUCGCAAUGAAAAUGGAAAUAAAGGCUGAUGUGCACACGGUGCACCCAUCAUCAGCCAGCAGCGGUCCCGAGGCUCCAACGUGCAAACCCUACGGGUCAUGGUGCACGCCCGAAGCCACUCCACACCACGCCACGUUGACUCACACGAAUUCGAAUAUUGAAAGCAAAGCAGAAAUACACGAGGAACAUAAUAAUGCAAAGAAUGUGUUUUUCCAACUGCAAAAAAUCCGCCUGUUCUCGUCGCCACCACCGAAGUACAACUCCAUAAUUGAUGUGAAGGAAGCGGCCACUGAACUCAAAGAUUUCAAGGUUCCUCAAUCUAGGGGCAAUUCCAUUAAAAGAUGCUCACCAGUUCUAGAAAAGUCCGUAUCAUCCAUAGAAAUCCCUCAGAGCCCUGUGCCAUCCUCACCCUUGAGGGAGAAAAAAUGCAAAGGGCUACUCCGCUUGCUUCCCUUAUGCGACCCAUUCGUGCCGAUCGACCCACAAGGUCGCGGCUACAUCAGCUGGCUGAUGUUGGUCACCUUCUGCUACAGUUACAACGCGUGGUGCAUCGCCUUGCGGGCUACCUUCCCCUACCAGACCCCUGAGAACACCCCCCUGUGGAUGACAACUGACUAUCUGUGUGACCUGAUAUACUUGGUCGAUGUGGCGCUCGUGAAGCCCAGGCUGAUGUUCCUGCAUGAAGGGUUCUGGGUGAAUGACGCGGGGGAGACUAGGAGGAAUUAUAGAAAGAAGCUGCAAUAUAAGUUCGAUGUGAUCUCGCUUCUACCGCUAGACAUCCUGUACCUCUACUUCGGCACGCACAUGGUCAUCCUGCGAGCGCCGCGCUUACUCAAACUGCAGACCUUUUGGGAGUUCCAUCAGGCCAUGGACAGGGUGCUGUCGUCGCCUUACGUCGUCAGAAUUGGCAAAACUCUCUUCUACAUCUUUUACCUGAUCCACCUAAACGCCUGCGCUUAUUACGCCAUGAGCAACUACAUCGGGCUGGACUCCAACGGCUGGGUCUACGACAACAAAGGGAACGCCUAUAUCCGCUGCUUCUACUUCGCGACCAAGACCGCGACCUCUAUCGGAAAGAACCCCAAACCUGAGAAAACUGAGGAGUACCUGUUCAUGACGGCUGCUUGGUUGAUGGGUGUGUUUGUGUUCGCGCUUCUGAUUGGCCAAAUCAGGGAUAUUAUUGCCACCGCCACAAGAGCGAGAACGGAAUACCGCAAGAAAGUGGACAGCACCAGUCGCUACCUGCGCCAGCUGAACAUGCCGGUCGCUCUUCAACGACGGGUCACCUGCUGGUUCAACUACACCUGGAGCCAGCAGAGAUGCUUCGACGAAUCAAAGAUCCUGAAUUCUCUCCCCUACAACAUGAAGAGGGAUGUUGCGCUGGCCGUCCACAUGACUACUUUGAGCAAGGUGGAGCUGUUCAGCAACUGCUCGGCGUCGCUGCUGCGCGACCUGGUGCUGCAGCUGCGGCCCGUGUCGUUCCUGCCCGGGGACCGCGUGGUGCGCGCGGGGGACGUCGGCCACCAGAUGUACAUCAUCAAGUCUGGCGAGUGCUGUGUAAUGUCUCCUGAUGAUAAAGAAGUAUUGGCGACACUUAAAGAGGGCAUGGUGUUUGGAGAGAUCAGUCUCUUAGGAAUAGAAGGUCUUCGGCGGCGCACAGCCACUGUCAUAUCGCGCGGCUACUCCAGCCUUUUCGCUUUAUCACGCAACGACUUGGAAGCUGCCCUUAAAUAUCACAAAGAAGCUGCCCAGGUCCUCCGUCUCCGAGCAGACCAGAUCAUCAGGCAGAACGCCGCUAGACAGGCUAAGCAGCGACUGGCCAUCCUGGAAGCCAAGAAAUCCAACCACUCCGAAACGUCAGGAGUGAGGAACAGACGGCUGUCGAGUGCCAGCAGUAACGACAGCAGCCUGCCGGAGAAGCGACACAGGAGCGCCAGCGCGCUGUCCCACAACAAGAGGAGGCUAUCUGCUGUCUCGGAAAAUAAGCAGGUACAUUUUGAGCGACCAUCGAAUGCUUCAGCCUGCAGCCGCGGCCCGUUACCAACCAUUGUUCUGUCCAGCGAAUGCGAGUGAAACACUAGCCGAUCACCAGAGGAUCUUUUUCGAAUAUCGAUGUUAGGUGUAUAUUGAUGUUAUAGAUCAUUGUUGAUUUUUAUAAUAUAAUAAAUCAAGCAAGACUCUCGAUCGAGUUAUAAUAAUCGAUUAAAAUAAUCGAACUUUGGGCCUAACACAAAUUGUGAAUUAGAAGCUAUGGAAAUUUUUACUAUUUGUAAUUGAGGAAACCUAAAGUUUAAGCGAAAGAUAAAUUACUUCCUAUUUUAUUAACGAAAUGUAAGAAUUUAUUCAUGUUAUACGUAGUACUUAAAAAUUGUAUACCUAUCGAUAAUAAAUAAUUUCAAUUUCAGUAUAUAGAUAGGCAUUUUACUUGCGUACCACGUUGGGCGCCAAAAUUUCUAAAUGUGGUCUCAAUUUCGAUAAUUUCCUUUUUGUUUCUACUCUUUUUUAAAGUUUGUAGAUAUAUUUCGAUAAAUAUAUAGAGAUAGAGUAAGCUAAGUAUAAUUAACAGGCUCUAAGCCGUAUUUUGUAUACCUACAUGUUUUACUAGUCAUUAGGAAAACACAAAAAUGCUCAAAAGGGCAAUAUUAUCAAAUCGUAGUAUUCACAAUUACCUCUAUCAAUAUAAUUAUCUCUUUUUCAUAAAUUUCUCGUUCAGAUCUAAGUUAUUUUGAAAUUAAAGUCCAUCAAAGAAUAAUAAAAUGAUUUAUACAUGUAUAACUACCUAAAAACUAAGUUUAUUUAUUAUUCAAUAUUAAAACAGGAAUAUUUAUGUAAAUGAAUGAAGAUUUAGAUAUCAUACUACGUACAAUAAA